Molecule: messenger RNA, 1641 nt
Organism: Pundamilia nyererei
Lineage: Eukaryota; Metazoa; Chordata; Actinopteri; Cichliformes; Cichlidae
Gene: cist1
Product: colon, intestine and stomach enriched 1
Exons: 5
Coding region: 50-802 (250 amino acids)
Source: RefSeq, a predicted model, not a curated record
UUGUCUGUGAAUGUCACUGAUAUGACUGGCAGCCACUUCCCCUCUCAACAUGCCCGCAACGAUGCACCUCACUCUGCUGGUGUCCCUGUUAACAGCGACAGUCAUCAGUGAAACCACCACUUCAUCCAGCUCAUCCACUGCACAAACAACCACUAACAAACCACAGUCACCAACAACAAUACUCCAGACUACCACUGAAAGAAUAACACAUCCAACUACAGCUGAAACGACAACACAUCCAACUACAGCUGAAACGACAACACAUCCAACUACAGCUGAAACGACAACACAUCCAACUACAGCUGAAACGACAACACAUCCAACUACAGCUGAAACGACAACACAUCCAACUACAGCUGAAACGACAACACAUCCAACUACAGCUGAAACGACAGUGCAGUCCACGACCGUCAUCACUUCAGCUUCACCAAAAACGCUGCAGACAGACGACACCACCCCCAGCCCACCUCCUCAAACCACAGCAAACAACCAGACAUCAAAUGAGACAGCUUUACCAACUGAAACAACGCUCCCAUCUGCAUCAGCAUCACCAAACAUCACUGCAACCACCACUGUGAACACAACCGACACAGGUUUUUCACCCGACUGGGAAAAAGAUGACCUGGCGUCAAACCCCGGCCUAGUCGCUAUCAUUUGCAUCUUCUGUAUCGUCCUCGCCCUCGUUCUCGUGGUACUCACAGUGAAAUGUAUCCGAUCGCCGAGAUCCAAUUUUGAGAGGCUCGAAGAUAUGCCGAUGGGCAAAGUGAAUGAGGAGUCUCCGUUCGCCCACUACUCGAAAUGACAGAAUGCGCUUGUGGACGCCGAAGGCCCGGGACGGGUCCAACCUGCCGAACGACUCUGACAUCAUCAGGCUCGUCUUUACGUAGCACUUUAUUCAAUGCCUUUGACCUGCUUAAUUCAUUUUGGUUUUAAUUAAGUGUAAUCAGCUAACUACAACUGUCGCUUCCUCCAUAGUAAAAUCUGAAAAUCAGCCUGAAAGGUAAACCUUCAUACAUAACGCUUGCUAAACUGGUGACAUGUAUAAUCUUGUAAGCACUACAACUCAGAAUUACACUGGUGAUUUAAUAAGAGUGCAGAUUUCGAUUUUACAUAACGCUUUAACAAAGUCAUAACUGGAAUGCACAAGUGUACAAAUGUGAUCUUAUCUGGAGUGGCAUAUAUGACGUAUGAAUUGUGGGGUAUGAGGUCUUCUGUGCAAGCAAAGCUCAGACGCAAAAAGUCACAGUGCUGAGCACAUGUUUUAGACCACCGGCCAGUGUAAGGUUUAUGCCAUAGCUGUUAUAAAUUAACAGUUCUGGUACUUACCAAAAUCAUUCUUUAAUGAUUCUGUAAUAGUUAAACGUGUGCUCUUAAAUUAAGAUCAUAUUUUUAAUGCUAAAAUAUAAAUAUUGUUGGCAUUAUUUUCAAAUUUACUGUUAUAAAAAUAGAAUAAAAAGAGUAAAGGCAUCAUUAGUUUAUGAUUUAAUUAAAUUUGAUUAAAUUACAGUUACUUACUUGCAUUCCUGAACAGAACAAUUACUGCUUGAACGUCAUGCUUGAUUAAUUUCUGACUUCCUACAGACAUCCUCAGUGUGGGUAUUAAAAAACUUGUUUUAAAUGAGCUUUUUGGCAUAUUUCAAA